Messenger RNA from Paramisgurnus dabryanus, 7548 nucleotides. The record is from RefSeq and is a predicted model, not a curated record. Lineage: Eukaryota; Metazoa; Chordata; Actinopteri; Cypriniformes; Cobitidae.
GGGAGGGCUAGAUGACGGAGCGAUAGACAGUGGAAAGAGAAUUACGGUGUGAAAUAAUAUCGGAGCUAUGGUUUAUGAGCUGAAAUAAAGAUCAAGAGCCAGAAGAAAACAACCCUUCUCUGCAUUCGAAAAUGAGGUACUAACAGGACCCAAGAUGUCUAUAAAUUAACAGGCUUCUUAGACAAUUUCCCAAAAAGUGGCACAUAUAAAGCUUUCCCACCAUGCACCCUUCCUCUCGCCCAUCCGUGCCCCCUCGUUCCCGAAGAUUUGACAAUAGGCACAUAGAGGCAAAACCAAGCCAAGGGACUAAGAGAGAGGACAAAAACAUGAACCCUGCAUCAUCUCGUCGUGGCACUCGAGGACCACCUGAGACUUCCAGGUUAAAGGGCCCCAGUCAAGGUCCACGAGCCCCAGUAGUUCAGCCCAAAUUGUUUCGUUCACAAAAGAUUGGUGCUCACGCAAUAUCAGCAAUCUCAAAACCAAAAAGUGGACACACUGUAUCAAAUAUUGCCCCAGCUGUGGAUCCAAACUGCAACGAGCCCAGCCUACCUUGUUUGUGUUGUGAUGGCCAUUCACCUCAGGAUAGUAACAGCCUUUUUAAUCACAACCAUAACAAUAAUAACACUGUAACCAUCAGGCAACAAAUGAAACUACCACCACCUCCACCAACUCACAAGGAUAAAUUGGCUAUUUUAAAACACGAUGUCAAAGAUGAGUGCAAGCCAGAAGUAAAGCAACCUCAUGCCAUUCCAGUGGAAGAGAGAGAUGAAGAAAAUGGCAAUGUGGAUGCAAAAGAUGGAGAUGACCUCAAGAACGGUGAAAACAGUGUGAAUGGCAACAUUGAUGUGAAUGGAAACGGCAAUGGUGGUGAUGAUGACGAUGAUGAUGAAGAUGAUGAUACUCUUGUUCCUUCUUCUUGCAAUUGCCCAGAAUCCAUGCUGGACUUCUCUCUUACAUCUUCUACCUCAUCUUCUUCCACAUCCAUUAGCAGCUGUUCAGAUCUGGAGUGUGACUUCCCUGAUACAUUUUCACUGUCAUCACAGGAUCAAGAGGUCCCUGAUCCAUCUUCUGAUUCCCCCGUCUCUCAUUGCCCUGCCUUUGAGACCAGUGUUUUACCAUUGGAUGACAACACUUCUGCAAGACCACCAUUUUCUCUUUGCUCGCCUGAUGAAGGCUAUCCCUCAGCCCCAUCCUCCCCCUGCUCUGACUACACAGACAGAAAGGCAUCAGAAGGAAAAUGUAUUAAAGUAAAUCUCCUUAAUUUUUUAGACUCAAUGGAAGAGUUAGGCAAAGUGGAUCUGUUCUACCGCAUUGUUCAUUUGGCACGUUGGGAAUUGGACAAUGAGCUGAUUGUCAGAGAUAGGAUGGAUCACCAACAGAAGCUUCAGAGGGUCAACAAAGAAGUGAAAUUGGCUUAUCUUGUGAAACUUCAGGAAGAAGGAUUGGACCUUAAUAAUGAGGAUAUUCCCAGAGUUUUGGAUGAAAUGGAAAAUACUGAAAUUCCAUGGAAAUUGUAUAAAAGCAACAAAUCGUGUGAUUCCCAGGAAUUUUCUGAUGCAGGGGUGGAUCUAACAGCCCCUUCUGACUUUGAUGAAACCCCUGUCCUUGAUUCUCUGGCUUCGUCACCACUGGAUCUUGUUCCCCCUCCCAGGCCCCCAAAACCUCCAAAAAGGCAUGUAAGUGCCCAGCCAGAAUCUCACAUAUACAAGAACAUCAGCGGACAGGUUUUCUCAGUCUUGUCCACCAAUGAAACUAAUACUUUUUCAACAGUUGUGUCUGAUCCUACAUUGUCAUCUUCACCCCCAACCUCAAAACCACCUGCACUUCCUCCUCCUCCAUCACAGCCUGUGCCCUACUUUACUCUAAAUACAGACUCAUCCACUCUCAUCUCCCCCACACCACCCAUUCCACCUCCUAGAAGACGUCAUAAGGCCCGUCUAGAGGCCCAGAGGCUUGCUGAGCUUAAAGGAGAAAAGACCACCCAGUCCCUUCCACCUCCAAUUUCCAGACCUCCUCCACUGCCACCUCCGCCUGCCUUGACCACACCUCCAGCUAUUCCACCUCCACCAUCGCUCCCACCCCCUCCGUCUUUUCAUGCAUUGGAUGUAGAAAUCCGAAAGUUGCUUGCACUGGCAGGUCUUACCCAAGCUGAAUUGCUUAAACUCAGUCCAGAGUUGGGAGUCUGCGUAGAUGUUGUUCUGGAGAAUGAGAAACAGUCAGCAUCCGAUAUCUCUGAGGUGGGAGAACUUAGAUCAAACAGUACACAAAAGAAAGAUAGAGAGGGUGUGAAUGAGGAGUUGGAUUCCAGAUUGAGAGAGGGAACUAGAUUUGGGAAAGUCAGAUCCUCAAGUGCAAAGGAAUUAGAUGCACUCAAUGAAGAGGAAGAUUCAAAAGAAGAGCAGAAAGAUGCACACAGAACAACAACCUUCACGGAAAUGGCAAGACGACGUAAGAGAAACAGUGGAAACUGUAAUUAUAGCUGCAGCUGUACAUUUGGAUCCGAUCUCACUUUACCUUCCAAUGCCUAUUACAGUACUGGACUUAGCAGUGCAGACAUUCCAGAUGUUAGCUUUGGGAAUUUUGAUUAUACUUCAGCAAUUUCUGACACCCCUCCUCCUCCACCUCCAAGACCUUUGCCCCCUCGUCCACCAAUAGUCUCCAAUCCUUCUGAACUUCCUCGUCUCAAGCCAUGCACUGUACCUGCCAAUGCCUCUCGUCCAGAAAGAUUUGACUGGCUGAUAGCUUUCACCCCAGAUACAGAGUCUCCACCCCUUGAGAAGCAAAAACCAUCCAAUGAUGACACGUUACACAAAUCAACUUCAGGCUUAAAAGUCACAACCUUUAAAGAACUACGCAAUAGAAGCAAGCAGGGUUUACCACCAGCCCAUGUUCUAUCAGAACCUGAUCCAGCUGUAGUGACCCCAGAUCCGGAUUUUCUGUACAACCUCAAAUGGAGGAGAGAGAAGAUUGAUGGAGAUGGCUGGGAAUAUACUUCCCAAGCCCAAGCCUCUUUUCUCCAACCACCACCCACUCCUGCCUCAUUGUCCCUUUUCAGGGAAAUGUGCCACCUGAAUAUACAAGACCGGCAGAGUCCAGCAGAACCCAAAGCUUUCCAACAAAUUGGAUGUUCAGUCAGUGAUGGCAGCCUAAGGACUAUUUGUGAUGAAAGAUAUAAAGAGGGUCAACCCAAAAAGAUGGAAGAUGGAGAGAAAGUAGAAGUUAGAGGAAUGGCAGAUGGAGCAUGGACCUUUGAAUCAAGGACAACAGCUGUUCGCAGCGUCUCAUUUGCUGGCUCUGAGCAGAAAAACGUGGCCUGGAUAGGAGAUGAUGCAAGGCACUUAAUGAGAACUGAAGGGCUGUCUUCUGCAUGCCUGCAGGAAAAGAAAUCUCUUGUCAGUUCAGUCAGUGUGGCAGUGGAGGCCAUUUUGGCUCAGUUCAAGUCAUCUAGGACCCUUGUGCAGAAGGCUCUCUCUGGAGACAGCAGUGUAAAUCCCUCUCUGGGUCGCCUGGUACUGCAGUGCCUUUGCCCAGCCCUGCGCAGUCUGCUCUGUGAUGGACUCAAACCCCAUCAAAGUGACCUCAUUGCAGGCAGAAGGCCAAAUUCACCAUGGGGAUUGGUUUUAGCUUCCACCAAACCAGGCCCAAGCACACAGGCCUUGCACAACCUUCAGGCUAAAGUAGCGGGGCUUCCCCAGCUUAAGCAGAACAGACACAGGUUCAACGCCUUCCUGUUUGGUCUUCUUAAUAACAAGCUUCUGGAUUACUGGUUUUCACAUCUGCACUCCUGCUGUGAUGUGUUGGAGACUUUUUAUCGGCCUACAUCCUUCAUGCGACUGUCACUCACUUCUUGUCAGCAUCUUUUUGAGGAGCUGCUUCUUCUGCUACAGCCUCUUUCUCUUCUGACCUUCAACCUCGAUCUGCUGUUUCAGCAUCACCACCUAGACCCCACCUCCCCGACUCUCACUCCAGCCAGUCACAGCUCCGAUGUACGUAGUCCGCCAAAUGAAGACUUCAGCUUCUACUUGUCUCCAAAGGGGCUUUUCAAUGGCAGUGGCCAUCAUCUUGGAAGCGUAUUAGAGCAAGACCACAAGGCCUUAGAUUUACAAGGCCCUAAUUCCAAUCCAGGUCUCACAAGCCUGUCCAGUCAUGCUUUUGAUGUGUUUGAAGAUUCAGCCUAUCGCAAUCCUGUUUCAGGUGUCACCAAAGAAGAAGCUAGUCCUCCAUUAUCAUGGCUGAAGGGAAAUGACAUACCAAUGCAUUUUAGUAGUGAGAGUGGAGCAAGUCUUUCUCAGCAGGCAGGCCAAGCUUUUCAGCAAGGUUGGGGGGCGGUAAUGCGUUUGGGGGAGCGUUUGGGGCAAAACUUUGGUUUGGCCACCUCUAACUUCUCAGAGGAUGUUAAAAGCCCCAAUUCACAAGAUGACUUGCAGACGGCCUUCCCACUGCAUCCGAAAAGUCCAUUUGAAAACGGACAGCAACCAAGAGAGGAGCUUUCCUUGUGGGAUCGUGGAACAACUGUUCCUUGGAGCUUAGGAAGGCUUUUUGGAGCUUCGAAGAGCCCCAACAACUUACCAACAACAAUCAGACGGCCUUCACAGUGGCUCUCACCUGGGGUAUCUGUUCUUAACCGCUUUGUGAAUCGUGGCCAGGAUCCUCUGUCUGAAAAAAGAGAGAGAAACACAGAUGAGGAAAAAGAUGAAAAUGAAAAUUGCAAGAAAACCAGAGAUCAACAGAAGCCCCUGAGGAUGAUCAGAACACUGUGUGACUACACAGGCACUGGUGCAGAGCUGAGCUUCAGGAAAGGGGAGGAGCUUGUUCUGUUAGGAGGUGUGGACCAUGACUGGAUACAGUGUCGUCAAGGUGACAAAGAGGGCCUUGUUCCCAUUGGUUAUGCUUCACUUGUCAUGUGACUUAUACUUAUUUCCACUUGUAUGUUUGUGUGAAUAUCAGGGGAUAUAGACUACUGAAUAAGGAAAAAGAAACCAUAUUAAGAUGUAGUAAUUCGUAGCAGUGUUAUGUGCUUAUUUGUUUAUCUAUGAGCCUUGUUGCCUGGUUUGUGAUGUCUGAAAUAUUUUCGGUGGUAUAUACAGACACUAUAAAUUACUGUAUAAAUGAUAAAUAAAUCGUUAUAUAUUUACCAUAGACUUUACUAAGAUAGAUAGACAGAUAAACAAGAAAUAGAAGUAGUGAAAUGAAAAGAAUCACGUUAAAAAAAUAAAAUAAAACCAUAAUAUUGUAUUUAUUAUUAUCUGCCAUAACAAAAUGCUUCCAAAAAAGCGCUUAGCACAUAGUUAUCAAAAUACAAAAUAAUAUUUACAAAAUUAUAUUAUAUUACAUCACAUCAAGUCUAUAAAUAAAUAUAACCAAUACUGGUACAGUUUGCACCACUUUUACUAUUAUACCAUAAGAUUAGCCGUAUUUUGGCUUAUUUUGGGGCUGUAUUAGACUGUUUUACUAAAAUUAGUUUAUUUUAUAAUCAAUGAUUUGGUGUUAUUAAAUAUAUUGAGCUAGUCAAUCCAAAAAAUGAAUUCUUUAAAAUAAUUAUAUUUGCUAUUCUGUGAACACCAACAAUUAAUAAUAAAAGAAAGAUGAACACUUGAUUUUGCCUAAAUAUGCCCCAAAAAACAGCAAAAUCUUUCUUUUUUCAAAUAUCAGAUUGGUGUAGCUUUAUAUAAUUUCAUUAUAAGAAUUGUUGUAACUCUCAAUGGUAAUAGUCAAAUAUCUCAGAGCUGUAGUGUUUAGGUAAUAGUUUAACUUUUCUUUACAAUGUGAUGGUAAUGUGGUAAGAUCUGUAUCAUCAUGAGCUUGAUAGUGAUGACUAUGCAUAAUCUGUACUGUAAUAUUUAUGAGGUUUGUUGCUGAAGAAACCAUAUACUGUAUGAUUGAUAGCAUUAAUGAUUUUCUUUUGAAUGGAUAUUCUGUGUUGGUUAAAUACUUUGAAUAAGAGAUCUACAUAUAAAACCUGCAUGAAUGUGUAUGAAUGUGUCUAUAAAUUCUCACUUAAUCAUUAAUACAACUUUCCUUUUCAUUUGUGAGCAUGCAUAGGUACAUAACUCAAAAUUCACACUCUGUGCUAAGGAUAUGGGCUUGGAUUGUAGUAAGAAAGUUCUUUUUUAAUAUGAGCUUGCUUCAUCUAUUAAGUGACACUGUACUUUCCAAAAACAUGAAUAUGACUGUACAACAUUUGUGUCACACAACAGCAACUCCAAAUCAAACGUAUCUUGACAUAAACACUAAAGAAGAAAUGGAGUAUGCACACUAGGCUGCUGUAUCGCACACUUAUUGACUGAUGAAACAGCUGUCAAAGAUCUGGAGAAAGUUGUCAUGUUAAUGUGCUAGAUUGCAUGAAACACAGCUUUAUUUGCUAAACCCCAUACUGAUAAACCUUCUGCUCUAUUGCAACCAAUAGCAGAAAGGCAGAUGGCUAUAAAAUAGCAGAAACAGAAGAAAACCGACCAUUUCUUAAAACUGAACCAAAAUAUUACACUUAAUUCAUAGUUUUUUAUUACCUCAAGUACAGCAGGGGACAUUUGGUAUAUUGCCAUAAGGUACAGUGUAAGAGACAUCUAAAAACAUUUAAGACAGAAACGUUGUAAUAUUUCUACAAUAAUUGCCUAAAAGCUUAAUGUCCCUGUUUUAAAAUGUAAGAAAUGUUUGAAAGUGCAAUGAUAGCAGCAACACUGUAAAAAAAAUGUGUUAGUUUAACUUAAAAAAAAGUACACUAAAUAUCUUCGGUUGCACAUGAUUGAAUCAAGUUUUCUUAAAAUGAAAAUUAUUUAAAUUAAUGUUAAUUUCAUUUUAAGGAAACCUAAUUCAAUCAUGUGCAACCGAUGUCCUGAAGUUUUUUUUUUUUGAGUAAGUAACCUGGUUGCCUUAAAUGUAAAUAUUAGUUGAAUCAAAAACAGUAAUGUAAAAAUUGUUGUGUUAACUUAUAUUUUUAAAAUUUUAAGGCAGCCAGGUUACUUACAUUUUUUUAAGUUGAUAAACAGUUUUUUUACAGUGAAAAGAGAUUCAGUUAUAAUCUUACCUCACAGUGCAAACUGCAAUCAUAAAUUGAUGAAGGAAUUUUUGUAAACUUAUUAUUUUCAUUAUUAUUUGAUAGCUGAUAAUAAAAGCUGAUAACUUUUAUUAAAAAAUAUGUUCAACCCAGUCUCUUUUUUAGGUUAACCACUUGGCAAAAUCACAAGAGUAUGACCUGAACUCCCGCUGAAAUUUAUUUAAAAUAAUACACACAUUCACAUUGUUUACUUGUGUCAUCUAUAUAUUUAAAAUUCCUAGCAAAUUCACAUUCUAGCAAAUAAAAUAAUUUCAUACGAUUUUAAAUUGUUUGACUAGUUGACUGGUUUCAAUUAAAGGGGACAGAGAAUGAAAAACCAUUUUUACCUUGUCUUUGUUGAAUAAUGGUAGUCUACCCACAUUCACAAACAUACAAAAAGUGCUAGACAUGCUAAACAUCUCAGUCUCAUAGAAAUUCCUCUUUUAGAAAUGUCAGCCAGAAAACGGCCCAAUCUGAAAAACUGAUGCUUAUGACAUCACAGGCAUCUAACUGUC